AUGAACUUUGUAGGGAGAGUGUUUAACUCUGUAACAGAUCUCUAUAAAGAUAUGCAUCCAGGACAAAUAAGCGGAGCCAAUGAUAUAAUAGUCUGUAAAACAGCAAAGGGAUUCCACUCUACUGGAUUUCAUGCCAGAUUCGGGAAUGUGCAGUCAUUUAAAACAUCCCGAGAGGUAAUUUUAACCGUGAAUGACCGAGUGGUGAAUGUUGAGGCUCGCUUAGACAGAGAGGGGAAUGUCUUUUUCUCCUUCCACAAUCAAAGCCACCCAGACCAUCCCUUAGUAAAUGUUCCCUUUAAGUCCUUCAAAAUGUUCAUUGAGUCAGACGACAAUUAUGCUUUCCUUCUUUCAAACUAUGAAAGAAUCCACGAGUGCAUACGAAACAGGCAGUACGUAUUUAGUGAAUGCAUGUUUAAACAAGUGGUGCCCAAUAAGAUAGAGGAGGUCUUUAAUGAGCACCGAAUUAAAAUGUUUUUGGGGGAUGACAUGGUUGUUAUUGGGUUAUUUGAGGCUGGCAGCCCAGAGAUUGUCUUUUACAUGACAUUCUGUCUGUUCAGCGAGCUGUACUUCUGUGUUGAGAGAAGAGAAGGGCAGAGAAUGUACGAGUCUAGUGAAGCAGAUGGAGUGGAUGGAAUGAAUGAAAAGUAUACAGAAAAGUUCUUGAUCAAGCAAUUACUUAGAAAAAGAGUGCGGAUAGAGCAGUCCCCAGAUAGAAGAAAAAGAGAAGUCUAUUUGCCAGAUACCUACAUAGAAAAAAUGCAUUUGGUGCCUGGGCCAAACAAAACAGUAUACAGGCUUUCCGGGACACCAAUAUUUCUGACAUGCAACAUAUACCUAUGGAAUGAAACAGAUAAAAUCAUUAUCUCAGAUAUUGAUGGGACUGUUACAAAAAGCGAUAUUGUUGGCUAUAUUUAUGGUGCAAUGGGAAAGGACUGGACACAUCUGGGCAUUGCAGCGCUGUAUAAUAAGAUUGUAGAAAAUGGGUAUAAAAUUGUGUACUUAUCAUCCCGCCCAAUUGGGCAUAUUGGGUUUACAAAGGCAUAUCUGGAAAGAGUUGAGCAGGAGGAGCAGAAUCUUCCAGCCGGCCCUGUAAUUCUAUUCCCAGGCCGGCUUUUAUCUGCGAUUUAUAGAGAAAUGGUACAGGGCCCAGAAGAAUUCAAAAUUUCAGUAAUUUCAGAAAUAAAAGGGCUGAUGUCUCAAGGCAGAAUAUAUGCUGGAUUCGGGAACAAGGAAAGUGAUAGAAUUGCGUAUGAAGUGUGUGAAAUAGACCCUGGGCGUAUUUUUAUAGUCAAUACAAUGAGUGAGAUAUCUACAGGAAGAAAAGGAAUUGUAAAACUAACACACUGCAGUUUAUAUGAUAUUGUAGAUGGUGUGUUUCCACCAGUUAGGCAAUUAUAA
Molecule: messenger RNA, 1398 nt
Organism: Nematocida parisii ERTm1
Lineage: Eukaryota; Fungi; Microsporidia
Exons: 1
Coding region: 1-1398 (465 amino acids)
Molecular function (GO): phosphatidate phosphatase activity
Source: RefSeq, a predicted model, not a curated record